Molecule: messenger RNA, 1457 nt
Organism: Poecilia latipinna (sailfin molly)
Lineage: Eukaryota; Metazoa; Chordata; Actinopteri; Cyprinodontiformes; Poeciliidae
Gene: cdca3
Product: cell division cycle associated 3
Exons: 7
Coding region: 195-1421 (408 amino acids)
Source: RefSeq, a predicted model, not a curated record
CCCCGCCAUUUAAAUCUUUUAAAAACUCGUGUUUUCCUGCCUGUCGGAAGGUGAAGUUGGAAGUGAAAGGAUCUGAAGUUGUGUGGCGGAGCGAUUGGCUUUGUCUCGUCUAAGAUUUGCUGUUGCUUGUAUUAGUCCUUACCACAGCUGUCUUUUGCCCAAGCAAUAAUUGCAAGUAACCUUUAAUAGGCAUUAUGGGAACAAGUGAGAGCAAGAUGGCUGCGUCUGCAGACGCAAAACCACAACCAGCCAUCAAGAAGACUCAUAUGAGUCAUCUGAUAGAUCCACGCUCUCCCUCUGCUGGGAUUGAUCGAACACCCAUUCAGGUUUGUGGAAAGGAGUCGACCUCUGCUGCAGCUGUGAAAAGUGAGUGUCCCUUGGCUGUAAACGAUCCCCGCUCGCCUACCUUUGGUAUCACCCGCACCCCUGUGAGGGAAAUCAUGAGAGCGACUGUCGGAUCCUUCACCCGCCGCCUGGGCAUGCUCUUCCACAACGAGGCUGAAGGCAAAGUCCCUGAAGGUCCUCAGAAACGCCACAGUGAUCCAGUUGAUGAGGUCCAUGAGGACGAGGAGCUGGCCUCCACAGAGCCGCUCCUCAGUCCACGCAGAGCAACUGACUUUGGCUCUGUAGUCGAACAUGCAAACCUCUUAGCAGCUCCCGAUCAAGCUUCUCAGGUGUUCGUCGGCAACUCGAGCCCCUUUGAGAUUCUCUGGGAUCCUCAGGUGGCAAUGGAGAUCGAAACGGAAGCGAAUAUUAGCCUGGAGGAGGCAGAAGAAGCAAGGGAGACCCCGUUGCACAAGAGGCUGAGCAUGAGCCUGAUAACAUGCCAUGAGGGGGCAACUUCUUCUCAGGUGUUUGCUGAGAUUCACCAUGAAAGUCGUGCUUUAUCAGAACCUAAUGUGGAAAAGGACCAAGUUGUAGAUGGCGUGGAUCAUGCGUACGCCCGUUCCUCUGUUACAGUCCAGCCAAAGCAAGCAGAGAAAACCAAAUCUCCUCUGCCUCCCUCAGAGCAACCAGAAGCCCCCAGUCCAGAGCAGGUACCUGUGUGCACAGGUAUCCGCUGCCCCACCUUUGACAUGAAGAGCCCCAGUCAGCUGGAGUUCAAGCCGCAGUGGUUGGGGAAAGGUUUUGGUGCCACUGGGCUGAGAUCCAGAGGAGUUCAGGGGAACAAAGGAAGCUCCUCUCCUCUUGCUGUCCGUGUGGCAGUAAAGAGCAUCGGCAACGAAAACAAGGGGCAGUCUGGAAAACUGAAGCAAAAAGGUACUGAGGGCCGCUCUCCCCUUCAGAUCCUCAAGGAGACCAACUCUCCCCGAGACCAACGUUCUCAGACGAAGCUGAAGGUGUCCAAUCAGUCCAAGCAGAGACUUGGACAGAUGGACCGCAGGGUGCUGGCAGUGUCUCUGGACAAGGAGAACCACUGAAGGAAGAUACUCAGAAUAUGUCCCUCUAUAAAAUUU